This is a messenger RNA of Austrofundulus limnaeus, 1972 nucleotides long. It is a transcript of the gene phf11, whose product is annotated as PHD finger protein 11. The record is from RefSeq and is a predicted model, not a curated record. Gene Ontology annotation, cellular component: nucleus. The transcript has 19 exons. Lineage: Eukaryota; Metazoa; Chordata; Actinopteri; Cyprinodontiformes; Rivulidae. The annotation marks the transcript as partial.
AUCAAAAGGGUCAAAGAUGGAGCUUUGCAAGCCAAAAAAAGGGCAUUUCCUGUUGUCAUGAGGCAGGACUUCGCUGAUGUCACAUGGCCACACAUGGUAUGGUCAGGCUCAGGCAUGCAACAGGGCCGACUUAUCCCAGAUAUGAACCAGGACGGCAAAGCUUACUGUGUUCUGUGCAAAGGCGACGAGGAGACUAAAAUAACCGGACCUCUGUCCACUAAAGAGGACGUAACAGCUCACCAGAACUGCUUGCUUUACGCCUCCGGUAUUUGCUGCAGCAACACACCACAGUUUGACGACUUGUUUGGUUUUUCUGUUCAAGACGUGAAGACAGAGGUGAACAGAGGACGCAAACUGGUGUGCUCUCAGUGUAAGAGAAGAGGUGCCACUGCCGGGUGUGAAUUGAAACGCUGUAAGAAGUCCUUCCAUUAUCCUUGUGCUAUUGAGGAGGGAGCCAAAGUCUUUGAAGACAAAAAAACAGAAAAUUAUGGACUGUACUGUUUCAACCACAGUGCCGAAGAAAAUAGAAACUCUGUCAAUGGAUCCAAAGCAAAUUCUUGCAGGAGGUCCAGUGAAGGCAGCCAAUCAAAGAGGAAAACCAAUGGUGAGUCUUCAAGAAGCAAACUAUCAUCUUCAUCCAGCAGUGAUUCAUCCUACACGACCACUGAUUCCUUAAAGAGACAGCUGAAUUUCACUGAACACCAUACGACAACCCACCAGAAUCUGCGUACAGCCCCUCACCAAGCAACCCCCAGGACAGAAGAGGAGAGUACUCCCACCAAGAAAAAUAAAAAAUGGCACAAGAUAACAUCUGAUGAAGACACUUCAGACUUAGCUGUAGGGGGACUUAUACCUCCUUUGGAUUCAGAUUCAGAGGAAAUUGGAGGUGUUCAGACACAGAACAAAUCUCCUGAACCUCAGAUCAACAGUGAGGUCUUAGACGUACCUUCUGAAUUUCAAUUGGUGAACCAAGUGGAGGUUGAGUGCUCGGAUGUCAAUUCACUUUACUCUAAUUCUGACUCCGACAGUUUGCUUGAUCCUGUCCCAGAGAGACAUACGGUCGAAAUUCAGACGAUCAAGAGGGAACUUGAAGAUUUGAGCUGUGAGCAGAAUCCCAUCUGCAGUUGUGAGCAGGACACCGGUGAACCUUCAGCCCCAGACAAUAACAUCGAACUUGUUUCCUUUCCAAGUCACCCUGAAACUCAAACUCCAUCCACCUGCUCAUCUUUCACCGUGGCUUUGUGUCAACCUUUCAGUGUGAAUUAUCUGUCUGUCCCAUCCCCUUCACAUGCACCUGCCUCAAACACACCACCUUCUCCUCCACGAGCUCUCGACCCAGACCCACCCCAAGCACAAUCACCCUCUUCAGCCCCCGCCCCCAGCGUGAACUCGGCCAGUUUCUGGAGAAACUGCAACGCAGCCAGCUGUACACAGACCAUCUUCUCUGAAUUGAUUGAAGACAUGAACGAGAUCUCCACGAGAAUCCGGUCUGAUAAGGCCAGCCAGGAUGAUUAUGACCGCGCACUCUCUGUGAUGAUGGCAUCUGGAAGACUUGCAGAGUUUGUGUCCAGGCAGCAGGAAGAGCUGCAAAGGAAACAGGUGGAGCUGCAAAGGAAAGCAGCAGCUAUGAAGGACAUUGUCUCUGCACUGAGGAAAUAAGUCCAUCAGCAAUUGGACUCAAAGCAUCCGUUGUUUUUCUUUUAUCUGUGAAUCUGUAUAAUAUUUGACUGUUCAGUAUUGAGUGAAGGUGGCAUGAAUUAUCUAGGUUAUAAGCUGUUACCAGAAAAUAGAACAAUCAGAAAUGGGACUGAGCAAAACACACUGUUUAGAAAUUGUUUAUAUAAAUAUGUUCCUAAAUAAGCCUCUAGAUCAGGGGUUCUCAAACAUUUUGGGUCUGGAGACCCUUUACAAGGGCAAAAAAUUUCCAGGGACCCCCUCAUACUGUAAAUUCAAUCAUUUUAACCCCUAAAUU